This is a messenger RNA of Daldinia loculata, 1247 nucleotides long. Its product is annotated as pyrroline-5-carboxylate reductase. Bases 114 to 1082 code for a protein of 322 amino acids. Gene Ontology annotation, molecular function: pyrroline-5-carboxylate reductase activity. The transcript is spliced from 2 exons. Lineage: Eukaryota; Fungi; Ascomycota; Sordariomycetes; Xylariales; Hypoxylaceae. Gene Ontology annotation, biological process: L-proline biosynthetic process. The record is from RefSeq and is a predicted model, not a curated record.
CCUACGCCGGUUGGUUUUGUUUGCUGUUUUUUGAGAAACCUCAAAAAACCAAAAACAAAAUAAACCUCCUCUCUGUGUUGCAUAGACACCCGGUUAAUAGGCUUUUCGACAACAUGUUGGCCCUCACGCACCACGAGCAUAAUGCGCCGGAGUUGACCUUGGCGGUUCUUGGCUGCGGAACCAUGGGAAUCGCCAUUCUCUCCGGCAUCCUGUCUUCCCUGCAGGAGAUGUCGGGGCCUCGCCCCCUGCAGACGCCCUCUGGAAGAUCGACCCCGGCCGACGAGAUCCCUGCCCAACUCCCUUCCCGCUUCAUCGCAUGCGUGCGCCGGCCCGAGUCCGCCAAGAAGGUCAAGCAGGCUCUGUGGGAACACAGCUCUUCAGUCAAGGUGGUACAGAAGGAUAAUGUCGCGGCUGUCAUGAAGAGUGAGGUUAUCAUCCUUGCUUGCAAGCCUUCCAUGGUUGAGGAUCUGCUUAACGAGCCUGGCCUGUCGAAGGCUCUCCACGGCAAACUUCUUAUCAGCAUAUGCGCAGGUGUGACGGUUCCCCAGAUCGAAAAGAUACUGCACGGUGCUGUGCCUGAGAAGGACCCUGAAGUUGAUGGACGCUGCCGAAUUGUGAGGGCGCUACCCAACACGGCUAGCAUGGUCAGGCAAGGCAUGACAGUAGUUGCCAAUAGCGAGCCGCCCCUACCAGCUCAUACCUCAAGCCUCGUGACAUGGAUCUUCAAGCGAAUUGGCGACGUCAUCUACCUUCCCGCCAAGAACAUGGAUGCGUCCACAGCACUUGCCGGGUCCGGACCAGCAUUCUUCUCCCUCGUACUUGAGGCUGCCGUUGACGGAGCAGUCUCCCUAGGCGUACCGCGAGCUGAGGCUCAGAGGAUGGCUGCCCAGUCUAUGAAAGGCGCUGCUGCCUUGGUCCUUAAUGGAGACCACCCAGCACUGCUUCGGGACAGGAUUAGCACGCCAGGUGGCUGCACUAUCGAGGGUCUCUUAGUGCUCGAGGAGGGACGAGUACGGGGCACUGUUGCCAAGGCUGUGAAACAAGCUGCAGUUGUUGCCAGCCAGCUCGGCAAGGGCACUUAGAGGAGAUAGGAAUGGGCACGAGGAAAAGUUUCGAAGUGUGCAUACGGAUGGCGUUCAAGGCGUUUUAAAUAUAGAUUAGAGCGCCGAACGAGAUAGUUAAUGCAACGGCUUGCUAUUGCCUUUAUCCAUUAUUCAUUUCCCCCCUUACUUGUGUUACAAGCAUCU